GAAAAUUGAGUUAUUUGGACCCUGGAGGAUUGACGAAAAGAAUACGCAUGCUUUAUUUAUCACAAGUAGAGAUGAAUACUAUAUGGUACCAUCAGGAAAUUCUUUGACACUUAAUCGAGAUAUUAAGGAGGAACAGACUAUUCCAGCUUGAUACUGUCAAGAAUUUCUUAUAAGCAUGGGAACAGGUUCAUCUUUGAAGUAUUUUUUCCUUCUUCCAAUAUUAUUCCAUUGGAGCUUCUCUGAUUCCUUUUAUUGAACAUAAUGAUGCCAAUUGAGCUUUAAUGAGUUCUAAUAUGCAACGUAAGUCCGAAAAAUGCAUUGAAAGUCAAAGCCAUGGACAGUGAAACAUGCAUUAUAUUACUGACAUAGUUGGAAAAUGAAAAUAUUAGCACAACCAAAGCCCUAUAAAGAAACAACGUAGGUGUUUCCGAUGUUGUUUCUAUGGCUUUACAAUGUUCUAAUUUCUACUAAUUGGAACGAAAUGAAUCCUUAACCUUUACGUUUCACGUGAUAUGACCAUUUUCAACAAUAAUAUCACCACCACUCUCUCAAAUGCCUCUUUCUCGCAAACCGCUUUCUCCGUCGACGUCCACCGGAGCCAAGCAAAUCCCCGGCGGCGAUUUUGCUCCGGCGCGGCGAUUGACCAGGCAGAGGAAGCUCCGGCACCUCACUAACCAAGACACUGGCUUCUUCCAUUCCGAUGAGUUUUCGUUUCUUCCGGGUUCGCCGGAGUUUCGCUCCCACGGCGGUUCCGACCACCGGUCGUUCUCUGCUCUGCCGCAACCGCUGCCGCUUCCCGAAGCUCCGUUGACUCGUCGAGCAAAGUCAAUCAGCUCCGGUUGCGUACAUCGUCGUCGCCUUUCAUCUUCGGUAGAACAAGAUGGCUUUACUAUUUCGAGGAACACAGUGUAUCAAGAUGCAGUGACAGUGAACAGUUUUAGCUUCAAUCCGAAGAUUGAAGAGGGAUCUCAAAACCAUAAAUUUUUGUCCAGGGUGUGCCCUGAAAAUAACCUUCUGGAUUCACAUCCCUUACCCCUUCCACCUAGAGCUUCAUCACCAAAGCAAUUAUCUGUUGUGCUGCAUCAAUCAAGAAUCAAGCAUCACGCUACUGAAAAUCUGCCUUCAGUGAAAGGUCGAUGGCAGAAAGGAAAACUUAUUGGACGUGGUACUUUUGGAAGUGUUUUUCAUGCAACCAACAUAGAAACUGGAGCCUCGUGUGCCAUGAAGGAGAUCAGUUUAAUUGCUGACGAUCCUACAUAUGCUGAGUGCAUUAAACAACUGGAACAGGAAAUCAAAAUUCUCGGUCAACUACACCAUCCCAACAUAGUGCAGUAUUAUGGAAGUGAAACAGUUGGCAAUCAUUUGUACAUAUAUAUGGAGUAUGUCUACCCGGGAUCAAUAAGUAAAUUUAUGCGUGAACAUUGUGGAGCUAUGACAGAAUCUGUGGUUCGCAAUUUUACGAGGCAUAUUCUCUCUGGAUUAGCUUACUUACAUAGUAACAAAACCAUCCACAGAGAUAUCAAAGGUGCAAACUUGCUGGUCAAUAAAUCAGGCAUUGUGAAGCUUGCAGAUUUUGGGCUGGCGAAAAUUCUAAUGGGGAAUUCAUAUGAUCUUUCUUUUAAGGGUAGUUCUUAUUGGAUGGCUCCAGAGGUCGUGAAAGGUUCCAUAAAGAACGAAUCCAAUCCUGAUGUUGUCAUGGCCAUUGAUAUAUGGACCUUAGGGUGCACCAUUAUAGAAAUGUUGACAGGCAAACCUCCUUGGAGUGAAGUUGAAGGGCCUUCAGCCAUGUUCAAGGUACUGCUAGAGUCCCCACCCAUACCUGAAACUUUAUCUUCAGUGGGAAAGGAUUUCCUCCAGCAAUGUCUCCAAAGUGACCCUGCAGAUCGACCAUCUGCGGCAACGCUUCUUAAGCAUGCCUUUGUGCAGAAUUUGCAUGGUCAAGGUGUUAUAGUUCGUUCACAAUCAUAUACAAGAGGAGACCUAGGACAAGGAGGUAAUUCAGCUAGUCCUAGAGACACUACCAAAAAUAGACGUGGCAUAAUGCAAGCCUCCAAUAGCACACUUAUUCUUAACAAAAUUCAGAAAUCAAUCGGCAAUGCUAAGGAGUCUCAUCAUAUUAGACCUUACCAUCACUCUCAUGUUCCUGAAGUGAACAUUCUUCAAUCUUCAUUGGAAUCCAGCACCCUCAAUUGCAUGUCUGUUGCAAAUUCCAGAAACGUUUCCACCGUCACGAGAAUGAUCACGAACUUCUGAUUCAUGUUACCGUAAAAAAAAAAAAAAAAAACUUCUGAAGCAUGUCAUCACGCUUAAAAUUGGAGGGAUGAAUGAAUUUUGCAAAAAUUCAACUGCAGAAUUAAUAUUGCAGGGAUUUAGGAGCUGGCCAUCCAUGAAGUUAGAAUUUUUAUUUAUUCAAUAUACUCAAAGAUUGCGAGGUAAAAGAUGUGAUAAAAUUCAUAUUGGUUUGUCGUAACUAGUAAGUACUAUUUUUUUUGUACAUGAUGAUAGUGAGGCUCUGCUACUUAUACUCUGGCAAGAAAUUCACGUGUAAAUAUACAAUAAUAUAAAUUGUACGAUUUUGGUAAACCAUUUUUUUUUA
This is a messenger RNA of Glycine soja, 2596 nucleotides long. Its product is annotated as mitogen-activated protein kinase kinase kinase 5-like. Gene Ontology annotation, biological process: protein phosphorylation. The transcript has 11 exons. Lineage: Eukaryota; Viridiplantae; Streptophyta; Magnoliopsida; Fabales; Fabaceae. Gene Ontology annotation, molecular function: protein kinase activity; ATP binding. Bases 553 to 2253 code for a protein of 566 amino acids. The record is from RefSeq and is a predicted model, not a curated record.